CUUUAGUCUGGCAAUUUCCAGCUUCUUUUCCUGACACUGAAUCCAAAAAAAAAAAAAAAAAAACAAUACAUAGAAAGAGAAAUUAAAACAUAUAUAACAUGUUAAAUAGUUGAUCAAGAAAAAAAUAAAGAAAAAUAAUGCAGAAGUAAGUAAAAAGAAGGAACAAUACCUAGUGGAGAUGUUUGAGUUUGUAAGAAACUUAGCUCAUGAGCAUGAGCAGGUGGUGCCAAUCUCAGUGUUUGUGGCAAUUCUCUGCCUAUGUUUAGUUAUAGGACAUUUGCUUGAAGAGAACCGAUGGGUCAAUGAAUCAAUCACUGCGAUCUUAAUUGGAGGCAUAGCAGGAACAGUAAUCUUGUUCUUGAACAAAGGAAAAAGCUCUCACAUCCUUAGGUUCAGUGAAGAGUUGUUCUUCAUUUAUCUCCUCCCACCUAUUAUAUUCAAUGCAGGAUUUCAGGUGAAGAAGAAACAAUUUUUUCAGAACUUCAUAACCAUCAUGCUGUUUGGAGUAAUCGGGGUUUUUAUCUCUACCUCGAUUAUUACAGCCGGCAGUUGGUGGCUGUUUCCCAAGCUAGGAUUUUUUGGUUUGACUGCACGAGAAUAUCUCGCUGUAGGAACUAUUUUCUCAUCAACAGAUACAGUUUGUACAUUGCAGGUCCUUCAUCAAGAUGAAAAUCCUUUAUUGUACAGCCUAGUGUUUGGAGAAGGAGUAGUGAAUGAUGCAACAUCAGUAGUUCUCUUCAACGCAAUUCAAAAGAUCGAUGUUUCGAGAAUUAACAGCCGAACAUCUUUCCAGUUGAUUGGUGAUUUCAUUUACCUUUUCUCUACAAGUACUGCUCUUGGAGUUACUUUCGGACUUGUAACAGCGUAUUCUCUCAAAACCUUAUACUUUGGAAGACAUUCAACUGUUCGUGAACUUGCUAUUAUGGUUUUAAUGGCAUAUCUGUCUUACAUGUUAGCUGAGCUGUUAGACCUUAGUGGGAUUCUCACUGUUUUCUUCUGCGGAAUUCUGAUGUCACACUAUGCAUGGUACAAUGUGACCGAAAGUUCAAGAAUCACGACAAGGCAUAUAUUUGCAAUGAUGUCAUUUGUUGCAGAAACCUUCAUCUUUCUCUAUGUAGGAAUGGAUGCUCUUGACAUGGAGAAAUGGAAGAUGACUCGACUAAGUGUUGGGACUUUAAUGGCCAGCUUUGGAACCUUAGUUUUUCUAAUAUUGGUCGGACGUGCUGCAUUUGUGUUCCCUCUCUCUGCUUUCUCCAAUUAUUUGAACAAGCAUCCCGAUAGAUCAAAACCAUUAACUUUCAGACACCAGGUGGUUAUUUGGUGGGCUGGGCUAAUGCGAGGGGCAGUAUCAAUUGCUUUGGCUUUUAAACAAUUCACAUUUUCUGGUGUGACAUGGGAUCCGGUCAAUGCAGCAAUGAUAACAAACACUAUAAUCGUUGUUCUCUUUACUACUCUGGUAUUCGGUUUCCUAACAAAGCCCCUUAUACUCUGCCUGCUUCCGCAGCAUGUAACUGACACAAGUGACGAGGCUCAGGGAUCGAAAUCCCCGAAGGAGGACAUCACCCUACCUUUGCUAUCCUUUGAGGGAUCUGCCUCGACCAAUAUCCUUCGAGCAAAGGAUAGUUUGAGUAUGUUGAUCGAAAGGCCUGUGUACACCAUACAUUUCUACUGGAGAAAGUUCGAUGACAGGUAUAUGAGACCGAUAUUUGGAGGCCCUAUUAGCAGUCCACCAGAAUGUUAAGAUAGCCAACAUCGUUAUAGGCAGUGGUAAGUUCAGACUGAAACUGGAUUGACAUAAUCAAUUGAUGGCAGUAAGUUUUCCCUUUUUCCGAAGGGCUGGUUGGGUUUUAAUGUUAGCAAAUGGCAGAUCGAGAUAGUACUAUGCUAGAGGAAUUGAACGAGUCUGGUUUGGACUUUUUGGACUUCUAUAUUUGUGUUAAAAACAGUCUUGAACAUACUCUAAAAUAGAUUGCCUUAGAAGGGAAGCUAUUAGUGAAAAAUAUGAAAAUUGAAGUAAACGCAACAAGAAGAAAGAUGGUAAAAUAUAGCAACAGUUGCAAUACAGUUUCAAUGCAAUUUAACCCAGUUUUUAUCUUAAUUCAAGGAUGAGAACAAUGAGAAAACUGAGAUAAUUCAUGUUUGAAUCUGUCAGAAACUGUUUUAUUUAAGGACCAACUUACCCUUGCAUUGUGGUGAUGUUGCCGCGACAAAUCAAGCGUGACAUGUUUUAUCAAAACUACAAGAUUGCUUGGUUGGUGGUGGAGGAUAUUUCCCUGUGACCACCGGCCGGUAAAGGUCCAGCAUGUUCAAUGCAAUGUUACAUACAUGGUUGGCUCAUCAGUUCCUUGUACCUGUGCAAUUAGCAACAAUGUUGCAACCAAGCAAUUAGACAAAAGUUUUUCGUUAGACACUACCAAAAAAGAAGCGAAAAAGAAGGAUGCAAUUAGUAAGAAAUAUGUUUAUUACUUGAUAUUACUGAUGAUGGGUUGGGCUACCCGAUCUAAAGUUUCAUCCAAAAAUGGGAGGCUCAAAAAAUUGAGGCCCGUUUAGAAAAUUGGACAGGUCUCAAGUAAAAUUUUUUUGGCCUGACUCGGCCCGAAUUAUAUACUGAAUAUUUUAUUUUAUUUUUAAUCAUUUUUAAUUGUUAACAA
This is a messenger RNA of Gossypium arboreum, 2651 nucleotides long. RefSeq names its product sodium/hydrogen exchanger 4. The coding region runs from base 179 to 1741 and encodes 520 amino acids. Gene Ontology annotation, biological process: proton transmembrane transport; sodium ion transport; regulation of pH. Lineage: Eukaryota; Viridiplantae; Streptophyta; Magnoliopsida; Malvales; Malvaceae. Gene Ontology annotation, molecular function: sodium:proton antiporter activity. The transcript is spliced from 14 exons. The record is from RefSeq and is a predicted model, not a curated record. Gene Ontology annotation, cellular component: membrane.